Messenger RNA from Punica granatum (pomegranate), 3228 nucleotides. NCBI's taxonomy places the organism in Eukaryota, Viridiplantae, Streptophyta, Magnoliopsida, Myrtales, Lythraceae. The record is from RefSeq and is a predicted model, not a curated record.
GGAUCAGACCGGACCCUCCCGUCUGAUUCUCAAACUUGUCGGGCUUUACAUUUGACUGAAAAGUCAAUCCCAAAGACGCCCACCCACUUCAUCUCCUCUCUCCUCAUCCUCCCGAUUCGGCCGCCAGGUGGGUGACAACCGACAGCAGCUGAUUAUUCCUGAGCUUCGAUUCUGAUUCGUAUCUGGGUCAGUUUCUUGCCUGAGCUCUGUCCUUCCGAGUUUCGAUUUUGCCUCUAAUGGUUUCCCUUCUUAUUCUGUUCUCUGAAAGCUUUGUUGGGUUGUUCUUGUUAACCUUGGAAAGUUCGUCUCUUGUGCUUUGUUCUACUCUUUUAGAGGAAUCCCUUCUUCGAUUUCAUCGAGAAAUUCGAUUCCUUUUCAUUACUUCACACUUCACAGCAGACAAAAUUCUGUCCACUGUGGGACGUAAUGGCAGAUGCAUAUGGUCAGCCGAUGGUCAAGAUAUGUCCCCCUCGAACCCGUGAAAGGCUUGCUCACUUUGAUGUCACUGUCAUCGAUUAGUUGAGUUAUUAAUGGAUGCUUCAAGCUCUCCCUGGGAAUCCGUAGUGGCUCUGCACAUUCAUUCCUCCUCGUGGGUUUGCAGACACCUUGGUCGGUAUUUAGCCGGCAACCUUUGCUCGUAACGUUGGGAGCAUUCUGCUUUUUGUCAGGCAAUUAGAGUUUUGGUAUCAAUCUAGACUUAUAAGUGGCGAUGAUUGUUCCCGCUUAUAGGGUUUGCCUGCAUCCCUGGUAUGUAAUUGGUGAACCUUGAAGUAGGUAGAAGCGUCUCUGAUUUUUCCGAGUUUGAACCGAGUUUGAAUAAGGCUCAGGCUCAUGCGGAGAAUUUAGACAGUUAUCCAUAAUCAUAGACAGAAUUAUCAUAGUGGGGAAGGCCUUCUUCCAAAUGACAAUGAUGGCAAUAGCUGCUUCUGCGGUGAUGUUGCUUCUACUGCUGCAAGUGCCGAGCAUACCAGCCUCAGACCUUUUCAAGUCCAAGGUCUGCGGAGCCAAUCAUUUAGCAUUUUCAGGUUCUCUGGGUGAUAACGCUUUUUAUGUCAAUGGAUAUUUAGCAGACAAAGUCUUGUUCUGUGAUGCCCUCAAGUUCCACCAUGCAAAUAAUUGCUUUUUUGAGGAUUAUUGGUACACUGAUCUCUGUAAUUUUGACCUUUCGCAAGCAACGUUGCCACAUUCUGGCGGAAGAAAGCUUUUGCAGACACAAAUGAGGGAAGGAACUGCUCUUGAUUCAAAUAGCCAAUUGGGUGACGACAAGCGCAUUCAUAGGACCUUGUUGAACCGUAAAACUAUUGGUGCGGUUGUUCCUGGAAUGUUUGCUUUGUGUUGUGUUGUACUUUGUCCUUGCUUUUACAGGAAGAGGAAAGAUACAGCUCAGGCUGUGCUAGCCAGGGACCCUAGCUCAGUGGAUUCUCUUCCUGUGUCCGAGUUAACUUCUGCUCCAGAAAAGAUUCCUGGCAGUCCUUUUCGGGUGCCACCCAGUCCUCGAAUUUCAUUUUCCCCGAAGCUCAAUAGACUUGGAUCCAUACAUCUUAAUCUGAAUCAGGUUGUAAAAGCAACCCGGAAUUUUUCACCCUCCAUGGUAAUAGGAGAAGGAGGAUUUGGAAUGGUUUACAAGGCACAGCUUGAAGAUGGCCAGGUGGUUGCCAUCAAAAGAGCAAAGAAGGAGUACUUUGAGAGUCUCAGGACUGAAUUUAGCAGCGAGGUUGACCUUCUAUCCAAGAUUGAUCAUCGGAAUCUGGUGAAACUACUUGGUUAUGUCGAUCAAGGGAAUGAGCGCCUUAUUAUAACAGAAUAUGUACCCAAUGGAACCCUAAGAGCUCAUUUGGAUGGUAUUCGUGGUAGAGUCCUGGACUUUAACCAGCGGCUCGAAAUUGCCAUUGAUGUUGCUCAUGGCCUGACUUACCUACAUUUGUAUGCCGAGAAGCCAAUUAUCCAUCGAGAUGUGAAGUCAUCCAACAUUAUUUUGACCGAGAACAUGAGGGCCAAGGUAGCAGAUUUUGGAUUUGCAAGGCUCGGGACUGCUGCAGACUCGGAUAAAACUCAUAUUUCUACAAAAGUAAAAGGGACAGUCGGUUACUUAGAUCCCGAGUAUAUGAAGACCUACCAACUCACUGCCAAGAGCGAUGUCUACUCUUUUGGGAUUUUACUUCUAGAAAUUCUUACCGGUCGACGUCCUGUGGAACAAAGUAGACCUGUUGAGGAACGGGUAACAAUUAGAUGGGUUUUUAAGAAGUUCAAUGAAGGGAAUAUGGCAGAGCUGAUGGACCCCAGGGUGGAGGGGAUUGUGGACCCCGAGAUACUCGUCAGGAUAAUCAGUUUGGCUAUUCAAUGUGCUGCACCAGUAAGAUUGGAUCGACCAGAUAUGAAAGUAGUUGGAGAGCAGUUGUGGGGGAUAAGGGUUGAUUAUCUGAAGACGGUCAGGAGAGGGUAUUGAUUCUUAAACUCUUGCAUAAGUUAUUCGUUUUGAAUACUUGUUGUAAAUAGUUUUAGAGCAUAGGAUUGCUUGGAGAGUGAAGACACGAGAGGUAAAGGGAUUGGGAAAACUCGUGAAGAUUGGAGUUUUUAUAGGAAGCUGUACGACAUAUAGAGAGUUGUUAAGGCCACAGGCUAGGGCAAAAUUGGAGGUAGGGGGAUGAGAUUAAUAUGAAGGGCAACUUAGAAGGAAAAUGGACAAGCAAAUAUUAGUUUGUCAUACUUUUUAUGAUGAUAUCAAGUGAAAACCUAGAAAGGGAUGAAUCUCAACUUCCGUAGUCACUAAUUUGGAAUAAUGCCCGUCCCCAUAUCACACCAACAUGCUCUGGAGAGUAUGACGAGAAGAGUAGUGAAGGAGAAUGGAGGAUUGUACCAAGGAUUUCUGGAAGAUUGGUUUCGGUGGUUUAUAGAUUUUCGCUGAAAAUACCAUAAGAGAGCGAAGACAGACAAGAAGUAGCAUAUUGGGACGAGCUCCACUGUCCGACGGUUGAGGCAGAAGAACAUGUUGCAUUCGCUUCAUGGGGCCAUUCUGUUUUUCAAACAGACGAAGAAUGAAGACGGCAAUAGGGAUUCAAACCAUUCAUCACUCUAGCGUGUUAGAGUUGUUCAGUACUUGUGAUUGAAAGCCUUGAAGAUGUAUUAAUCUCUCCCUUUCUUUUGUAGUGAUUUGUUGAUGACAACCCUUCAUUAUGUAUCUUGAUAUUUGGAUGAAUGAAUGUUCGCAUUUUUCUCGGUUAUAUUAGA